This is a messenger RNA of Bursaphelenchus xylophilus (pine wood nematode), 4078 nucleotides long. The record is from the annotation of a GenBank genome assembly. Lineage: Eukaryota; Metazoa; Nematoda; Chromadorea; Rhabditida; Aphelenchoididae.
AUGGGUAACUGUCUCGGCAAGAAGCCGUCCACGGCGAGAUCUCCGACGGCUCUGCUCACUUCGGCCAAGCCCAUUCCUUACAACAACAGUGUGGAAAAGAGCAGCAUAGUGUCAUCUGCAUUGCCCGCUUAUCCCGCUGAUUCCCUCAAGGCCGGAAACAAAUCUCUCCCCGAAUGUCGGAAAACUUCGGUAACCGGGAAUAUUUAUUUGGCUUUGUACGAUUAUGAAGCCCGGACCGAUGAUGAUUUAAGUUUCAAAAGAAAUGACCUACUCGAAGUGCUUAAUGACAGCCUCGGAGAUUGGUGGUAUGCUCGAAGUUUGGCAACUUCCAAGGUUGGAUACAUUCCGUCCAAUUAUGUGGCCAAACAUCAAUCCAUCAGUGCUCAACCGUAGGUGUGUGUCGUCUUUUUGAUGUCUUUUUUCAGUUGGUACUUUGGGAAAGUACGAAGGAUGGAAGCAGAGAAAUUGCUUUUAUUGUCUUGCAAUGAGCACGGCGCCUUCCUGGUGCGUGAUUCGGAAUCGAGGCAAAAUGAAUACUCUCUCUCAGGUUAGCCCCAACAUUUUUCUUUUGGGAGACUUAUUUUUUUAGUUCGGGAUGGCGUUUCAAUAAAACAUUACCGUAUCCGUCCUUUGGAUCAGGGCGGGUAUUUCAUUGCCAGACGAGUCGUGUUCAAUACACUACAGGAGCUAAUCGAGCAUUACACAAAGGAUGCCGAUGGCCUUUGCGUGAAAUUGUCCAAACCUCCAUCUCGGAUCGAAUCUCCCCAAACGUCUACGUUUACGUACGAUGACCAAUGGGAGAUUGACCGAAGGUCUCUUCGACUUAUCUGCCAAAUCGGGUCAGGCCAAUUUGGAGAGGUAUGUACUUCAAAAUAACCUUCGUAUUUCGUACUGAUAUAAUAUUCUUUUACGACAAUCGGUUACACCAAUUGUAAAUUUAGGUUUGGGAGGGUCGAUGGAAUGGAACAACACCGGUCGCUGUUAAAAAGUUGAAACCCGGAACUGCCGAUAUUGAAGACUUCUUGGCCGAGGCACAAAUAAUGAAGAGGAUGAGGCAUCCAAAACUGUUGCAACUUUAUGCCGUAUGUAGUAAGGAGGAACCUAUUCUGAUUGUGACUGAGCUCAUGCAAGAAAAUCUUUUACAUUUCCUCCAAGGAAGAGGAAAGAGUUCGCCGAUGGUAUCUCUGGUCGAUGUGGCUGCUCAAAUUGCCAGUGGAAUGAGAUAUUUGGAAGAAAAAAAUUUCAUUCACAGAGAUCUGGCUGCUAGGAACAUUUUGGUUUCCAACUCAUGUUCAGUAAAAAUAGCCGACUUCGGAUUGACCAGGCUGAUCAAGGAAAAUGAAUAUGAAGCACGGAUCGGCGCCAGGUUUCCCAUCAAGGUACGUUUUGAAACAAAACAAACACCAGGCAAGCAAAGACAUUUUUUUGCAGUAUAAAGAAGAUGGGCGAUUUUUUGUCUGAAAUUUUUUUUCUUCGCUGGCGCGGAAAGUAGUGUAUUCCGCGGAGAAUUUUCGCUUUUUUGUCAUCAAACCGAUCUUAAACGCUUUAUUGUGAUGCAGAAACUAAAUUUUAUUUGCAAAAUGGAUCAGAAGGCCGGCUACAACGCUUUGCGAUCAUAUUUAGCGACUGUACGGUGAAAUGCAGUCGCUGCAACACCGAUAAAGUAGGAGCGCACCGUGCGGAUGUUUGAAACACUAGGGCAAAGAGAAAUUUAAAAGACGAUUUUUGGCUCGCUGCGUCAGCGGUGGACAUAGGAAAAAAUCGAUUUUGAGUUUUUUGCAUAAAAAUGACCGUCGACAUGUGCUAAGGAAAAGCGAACAACAGUUUUUCUUAAUUCUGCCCGGAAGGCAUAAAUUUGCUUAAAUUUGUCUUUUUUGGAAUUUUCGACCUGGUGACGUCAUAGAAAGAGCAAAUCACCCAAAAUUUUUCUUGUUUACGUUUUCGACCAUUGGGAAUUCAUUUUUUUGGAAAUUAAGUCUCUCAGAGUACUGUAACAUAGGCAUAUUGUAAUCCGGUCGAUAAAAAUCGACCGUAACUCCUUCAUAUCAAAAAUCCCACACAAUUUUAUUUCAGAUUUGGAAUCAGCAUAAAAUUCUUCAUAUUAUAAUAUACACAUAAUGUGAGGUCAUAACUCCAGGGGGGAGAUCGCGUAGUAUAUUGGAUUUUGGCAAAAAGUACGUUUGAAAGGUCGCGGGUUCGAUCCCCGCUUGGUGCAAAUAUUGAAAACACGGCGGAAAUCGCGUUUAAUGGACACCUAAGGGUUAUAUGAGAUACACUAAGCAAUUUUAAACAUUAAUGCAUAUCUAAUUGCGAUUAAAACUGAUUUUAUAUAAUUUUUGGAGACUGAAUAUGCAAAAAAUGAAAUUGCUUCAAACCGCUUGAAAUUGGCAACACUUAUUCUAGGGUCAGUUGUAAGAAACUUUUGUGUUAACUUUUUUGGCUGAUCACCGUACCAUGGAUUACUGUAGCAUUAAACCUGAUUUGGUUUUUCGUUUACCACAUGGUGCAUAGAAGUCGGAUUGUCGUCAUUGUACUCAGAAUGGUUAAGAAAGGGUUUUCUUGUGUACAAAAAAAUUUUUAUGGCUGUACCGUUUGGAAUGGCCGAGUUAUUUGACGCACUUUCACCAAUUGAUUAUGACAUCAAGACGCGUUGCAAUUAAGGUCGAAUUUUCUUUCAUAUAUCGAAAGUGGAUCUUUUCGCUGUCUUAAACGACUAAUUAAAACGAUUUAAUAUUUUAUGCAAGAAUUUUGAAGAAAAUUGGAAAGAGUUAUGACCUCACAUUAUGUGUAUAAUAUGCAGAAUUUUAUGCUGAUUCUGAAUCUGAAAUAAAAUCCUGUGGGAUUUUUGAUAUGAAAGAGUUACGGUCGAUUUUUAUCGACCUGAUUAUAACAUGCCUAUGUUACAGUAAUCUGAGAGACUUAAUUUAAAAAAAAAUGAAUUCCCAAUGGUCGAAAACGUAAACAAGCAAAAUUUUGGGUGAUUUGCUCUUUCUAUGACGUCACCAGGUCGAAAAUUCCAAAAAAGACAAAUUUAAGCAAAUUUAUGCCUUCCGGGCAGAAUUAAGAAAAACUGUUGUUCGCUUUUCCUUAGCACAUGUCGACGGUCAUUUUUAUGCAAAAAACUCGAAAUCAAUUUUUUCCUAUGUCCCGGGUCCAUUACGGGCUGACGCAGCGAGCCAAAAAUCGUCUUUUAAGCGGAGAAUACUGUGUUGUUUUCUGGUGCACGAAGUGGUUCCUCGAUUGCUAAACUUGUGCCAAGGCUUGGCGACGAAAUUGUGGAGGGCAUAUGAUACCAGCAGAAAGUGCUAGCCAACCCAUAAUAAUUGUGUUGGGAAAAUUGUCCGCAGCUGAGUCAUGGCCUCCGCCGAUACGGCGAGCCCGCCAUACCCUCGCCAAACGCUUCAUAAACAAGAAAAAUAAGUAAAUAUCCUCUUUUCAACCACCAGAAAUCAAAAAAGCGUCUAAGAUUUGUGUGAUGACCAAAAAAGCGAUUAAAAGUCUCCGCCGAAUACACUACUUUCCGCGUCGGCGGAGAAAAAAAACUUUUUUCAGGCAAAAAAUCGCCAUCUUCUUCUUUCCACUGCAAAACAAUUUUUUGGAUAUCUUUGCUGAGCGCCAAGAACGGGACAAAAACUUUCCGUGAAAUUCCUUGAGACACCCUGUAUUAUAAGCUACAGGUUCAAGUCACAUCGCGUCAUAUUUACAUAAAAAUUGCACGAUUUGCUAAAGAAUAAUCCAAAUAGUUUUUUUUUAGUGGACAGCCCCAGAAGCUGCUAAUUACAAUAAGUUUACCAUCAAGUCAGAUGUAUGGUCGUUCGGAAUUCUAUUGACGGAAUUGGUCACCUUCGGAAGAAUUCCAUACCCUGGGAUGACCAAUGCCGAAGUUUUGCAAAAAGUGGAAAACGGCUACCGAAUGCCGUGCCCUCCCGGAUGUCCUCCAGCUUUAUAUGAAAUCAUGUUGCAAUGUUGGCACAAAGAACCUGAGAAAAGGCCGACUUUUGAGACAUUGCAAUGGAAACUGGAAGAUCUGUUCUCAAAUCAGGGGUCCGAAUACAAAGAAGCAUCUAUCUCAUACUAA